Molecule: messenger RNA, 2067 nt
Organism: Aspergillus calidoustus
Lineage: Eukaryota; Fungi; Ascomycota; Eurotiomycetes; Eurotiales; Aspergillaceae
Source: the annotation of a GenBank genome assembly
AUGUCAUCUACAGCGAGUUCUCCCACACUAUCAAACGCAUCCCUAGACCUCGAUUCAGGUCGUAAUCCGGACCGCGACACCGAAACAAGCGGUGUCUCCCUCUCCUCCUGCCCUCCGAUCUUCGUCCUACCCACACACCUGAGCCUCGAUGCACUGCACCAAGCUGAAGAGACGCUCGUUGAGCUUGGCGCACACCUUACCUAUGAUGUUUCCGAGGCUACACUUGUACUUGGGCGCGUGGGGCAGAAGAAGCGCGCGGCGCUGGAGUUGAGGUCGAGGGGGGUGUGGACGGAUGAAGAAGAGGAAGGUGAUCUUCGGCAACCGCCAACGCCAGAGCCGGAGAUUCGGUCGGUGGUAAAGAAGAGAAGGAUUGAUAAGCACGGUGCCAGUGCUAGAAUUCUGGUUGAGGAGGAGGUUUCUCUGAAUACCGAGGAUGAGAGCGGGGAGGAUGGCGUUCGGGAGCCAGCUGCGCGGUUGAAGAGGCCGCAGAUGUCUGUCCCGGUUCCCGAGUCGCACUCGAGUACGGUAUCGGCUCUGAAAGACUGUGCCCAGGAGGGCGCGGUGCGAGUCGCUCGACUAGACUGGCUGACUCAGUGUGUCGAAACGCAGAGUAUCCUCCCAAUCGACCCAUUCGUUGUAUAUCGGGGCCGGAAAGUUGAGAAACCUGCCACGAAGCGUGACAGGGACACGGCAAACUCGCAGGCUAUACUGGACCGCGCGAAACAAGACGCCGCGUUCAAGGUUCCGUUGCCACCCGUUUCUGUUUCCAGACACAGACAUGGCGACGGCGGCCUUACGGCGAGUCAUCGACCUCCAAAGCUCUACCGUCAAACAACAUCUGAGAACGAAGAAGCCGAGGAUCUUCCUCCCCCACCGGACUGGGUCCGCGACAACAUCGUCUACGCCUGUAUGCGCUCGUCCUUUCUCAACUCGCCAAACGAGGAAUUCAUCAACCAGCUCAUGAAGAUCCGCACAAUCCGCGAGCUGAACCUCGACGAAAUCGGAGUCAGGGCAUACAGCACUGCUAUCGCCGCGAUAGCAGCGUACCCGCAUGAAAUCCGCCGUGGAUCGCAGAUACUCGCGCUACCGGGCUGCGAUCAUAAGAUCGCCAACCUCUUCAGAGAGUUCAAAGCCAGCGAGUCCGGGACUCUCUCCGACGCCUCAGCCCUAGAUACAGAUCCGGACCUCAAGACCCUCAAUGAGUUCUGUGAGAUCUGGGGCGUUGGUGCCAAAACAGCGCGGGACUUUUACUACGCCCGCCAAUGGCGCGACCUCGACGAUAUCGUCGAGCACGGGUGGAACUCGCUCUCACGCGUCCAGCAAAUCGGCGUGAAAUACUACGACGAGUUCCUGCUCCCCAUUCCACGCUCCGAGGCCGAGUCCAUUGCCCGCACCGUCACGGAACACGCAAACGCCGUCCGCCCUACGGCAACCUACGACGGCCGCGGCGUCGAAUGCGUCAUUGUGGGAAGCUACCGCCGCGGAAAACAAACCUCGCACGACGUCGACCUUAUCUUGUCGCACCGCGACGAAGCCGUAACACAUAACCUGAUCGUCGAUGUUGUCGCCUCACUCGAGAAGGAAGGCUGGAUAACGCAUACACUCGCGCUCCACAUGACGACCUCGCUGAGGAGCCAGCAAACGCUACCGUACCGCGGUGAACAGGAUGACAAGAACCACUUCGACUCGCUGGACAAAGCGCUUGUUGUCUGGCAGGAUCCGACACUUCCUGCAUCUGAUCACGCAACCUCCACACAGACCGAAGACCUCAAGAUCAGGAACGAGAAUCCGCACCGCCGCGUCGAUAUCAUCAUCGCCCCCUGGCGCACAGUCGGGUGUGCGGUACUGGGCUGGUCGGGCGAUACGACCUUUGAGCGCGAUCUACGUCGGUACGCGAAGAAGUCGCGCGGGUGGAAGUUCGAUUCGAGUGGGGUACGCGAGCGGACGACGGGUGGGCAGGUGAUUGAUUUGGAGCAUGGCGGGGAGACGUGGCAGGAGCGGGAGAGGAUGGUGAUGGAGGGGUUGGGGGUUGGGUGGAGGCCGCCGGAGGAGCGGUGUACGCGAUAG